This is a messenger RNA of Lytechinus pictus (painted urchin), 4742 nucleotides long. Its product is annotated as sterol 26-hydroxylase, mitochondrial-like. Lineage: Eukaryota; Metazoa; Echinodermata; Echinoidea; Temnopleuroida; Toxopneustidae. Gene Ontology annotation, molecular function: iron ion binding; monooxygenase activity; oxidoreductase activity, acting on paired donors, with incorporation or reduction of molecular oxygen. The coding region runs from base 1 to 1377 and encodes 458 amino acids. The transcript has 9 exons. Gene Ontology annotation, biological process: cellular response to peptide hormone stimulus; C21-steroid hormone biosynthetic process; glucocorticoid biosynthetic process. Gene Ontology annotation, cellular component: mitochondrial inner membrane. The record is from RefSeq and is a predicted model, not a curated record.
AUGGAUAAGGAGGAGGCCCUUAGGAUCGAUUUCACCAAAAAGUACGGCCCGAUAUGGAAGGAGCGUUUAGGAACCUUGGAGUUUGUCAACCUAGCCAAGCCAGGUCUUGUGGAAGCCAUGUACAGAAACGACAGCAGGUAUCCGAGGAGGUUAGACAUGAAGCCUUGGAAGGUCUACAGAGCACACCGGGAUGAAUCAUUAGGAGUACUAACGCACGAAGGUAAAGAAUGGCAUCGAGCUCGACGGACGAUCGGCAAGAAGAUCAUGCCUCCCAGGGAGGUAGCCGGGUUCACCGGUGUCAUCAACGAGAUCGUCACCGACAUGAUCGAGAGACUCCGCUUCGUUCGAGACACCAAGGGUGAAGGCGAUGGAGUGGUACCGGAUCUUCAGAACGAGAUGUACAAGUGGUCGAUGGAAUCCGUCUUCAAGCUUCUCCUGGAGACCAGGAUAGGUUGUCUGAAAGAACCGAUCCCAGAGGAGUCUCAAAGGUUCAUCAAUGCGGUAGGUCAGAUGUUCGCAUCGGGUCAGAUCAUGUUCCUCACCUCACCCGAGUGGUUCCGGCGGUGGAACCUCAAGCCUUGGAGGGACCACGAAGCAGCCUGGGACUACAUCUUCAACUUCGCCAAGAAGUCAAUUGACGAUCGUCUUCAGGAGCUAUCUCUUGCAGCCUUGGUAGAGGAAGGUGGCGUGGUAGAAGACAGCGGUAUCCUAAGCCAUCUGCUAGCCAGUCAGCAGCUUAGUAUGAAAGAGGUCUACAGCAACUCUUGUGAGCUCCUACUCGCUGGCGUUGAUACGACGUCGAAUACGCUGGCAUGGGCUUUGUAUGAACUAUCUCGUCACCCAGACACCCAGGAGAGACUGGCCAAAGAAAUUGAGGGCGCCCUUGCCAAAAAGGACAGAUGUAUCCCAGAGCAUGAUGAUCUUCAGUGUAUGCCACUAUUGAAAGGGGUCAUCAAAGAAACACUGAGGUUGUAUCCUGUAGUUCCUGCCAACAACCGAGUGUUGGAUAAAGACGUAGCGAUAGGCGGAUAUCACAUACCAAAAGGGACCAUGAUUGGAUCUCUUCAGUACGUGAUGGGACGAGACCCCGAGAUCUACCCCGACCCUCAUACAUUCUUACCCGAUCGAUGGCUGAGGAAUAGCGGUGAGGAGAACCAAGCUGAUGGGAGAGUGUCAUCUUUCUCUUCCUUACCAUUUGGGUUUGGACCCAGGAUGUGUAUCGGUAGAAGGCUUGCCGAGUUGGAGAUGCAUUUAGCACUAGCAAGGAUAUCUAAAUCUUUCAAGCUACGAUACCACGGCACAGAAGAGGUCUUCCCUGCUAUCCGGGGUAUCCUUGUACCAGGCUCACCUCUUAAAAUCAGCUUCAGGGAUAGAUGAAAGAGCCUGAUGAUCAUGUCGGGCUUACCAUCCUUGUGACCAAACACACUUCAAAUGAGCGUCAGGGAUGUAGGUGGAAAGAGCUGAUAACGAGACUCUUUUAAGCCACAUAAGAGAUAACUUUGCCAGAUUCGCUUGUAAUCACCUUCCGGAAGUGGGAAACGAUCGAAGAAGAUUGAACAGAGAAUUUCUGUCCACCUAUGCGAAAGAUCUUGUUCCCAGAUUCGCUUAAAUCGGCUUUAGGUGAAGAGAAUACGGUAGAUGUUGUCGCUACCGAAAAAUUAUAGUUCCAAGCCAAAUCGUAAAAUCGUCGCAAUGGAUCGCUUAAAAUAACCCAAUACUAUGGAAGGUCUUUGAAAUGGAAGGGAUUUGGGAAGUGGCUCACUGCCAUUUACAGUACUUCAGGGAUAGAUAAAGACAUCUUCUUGACGGUUCGAGGAUUUUGACUCUGGUCAGACUCCAUGCUGAAAAUCAGUGAUUGGAAAUUUCAGGGCAUCGGAGGGAUUUUGGGGGUAUAAAUGUCACAAUUCUGCACUUGACUCAACUCCAUGGCUGUAUGACAAGGCCAGAGAAAAUUACCGCGUCUUCUUAAAUUUCCAAAACCUACAUUUUUAUUUCAAUUUUUCAUACAAAUUUAUCUCAAGUGUGCACCAAAUUUCAAUUUGUAAAUUAAAAAACGGAACUUUUCUGAUCACAUUGGUAGCCAUCGUUUCCAAAUUGCACAUGUCAGUGUAUGUUCUUUAACAUUUCAGCUGUUUUUUUUUCUUCCCUAGGUAAAAAUAAAAUGUGUACGGCCAUGCUCUGAGCUCACAAUGAAUUUUUGUUGUACAAAAGAAAAAAAAAUAGAAUAAGAGUGGAGAAGAUUAUUUUUUUGUAUAUUCGUAUUUUACUGAACAUUAAAAAAAAAGUUUCUGUUGUAAUAAUGAUGUCUCCAAUUUUCGCAAUGAUUCAUUUCUAUAACUACCUACACGUAUUUUAUUUACGAUAAAGUUUCUAUUUAUUCAUAGUCAGUUCACCAAUAUUGACGAGCUAUAACGUGAUAUUUAUUUCUAUCUGACUAAGCGUUUCAUCUACCUGUUAUAUAUCUAAUUUAUUUGCAUUGUGUUCAUAUGUUUAUACUUUGUAGUUUUGCUUGAGUUGCACCAAUGAAACCGACUCCAAACCAAGGGAAAUAUUAUGAUGUAUCUUUUGAGAUUUGAAAGUUAAUCCUAAAGAUUUAAAAUAAAUCCAACAUUCGGCUGGUCACUAUCCACAGCCGAUCUUGAUCUAUUUUAAAUCCUUGAUUUUUAGAGUGUAUCCUUACAUGUCUUUUAGUUAUAGCUUGAGAUCAAGCAUUCUUUUGGUGAAGAGCUUACUGAAGAUGGGAUGUUUUGUUUUACUCACUUUUGUUUGAUGCUAUAAAAACUUGUUUUAUUAAGGGUUAUUAAGCGUGUUCAAACAUAAUUUAUCGUCAUCCCAUCAUCAUGAUUAUCAAUUUCAAUAUUAUCAUCAUGAUCGUUGUUAUCUUCAUCAUAAUCAUCACCACCAUCAUCAUUAAAAUCAUCAUUGUCAUCACUAUCAUCAUCAUCACCACCACUACCACAUCAUCAUCAUCACUAUCAUCAUUAAAAUCAUCAUUAUCAUUGUCAUUACUAUCAUCAUCAUCAUCAUAACCAUCAUUAUCAUUGUCAUUACUAUAAUAUUCAUCAUCAUAAUCAUCAUUAUCAUUGUCAUCACUUUCAUCAUCAUCAUCAUCAUCAUCACCACCACCACCACCACCACCACUACCAUAUCAUCAUCAUCACCAUCGUCGUUAUCAUAGUCGUCAAUAUCAUAAUUGUCACCUUUACUGUUUUAAUUAGGUAAAUGUCAUUUUGUAUAUCAUUACCCCUUUGAAAAUAGGUUGAACGAGUCAAUUAGCAUGCUAGUGUGGGAAUCAGUACAAUGCUGUUUUUCAGACAAGAGUAGAUGUCUGCUUAAUUAGGCAAAUCCAGAAUCCUGUAAUAGAAAAAUUACCUUUAAAAAUAUUUUCGAAGUACUUUGAUUCUGUUUCCCUGCUGAUGCCUUUCAUAGAGUUAUUUUACUUUUAAAUAAUUGUUUACAAAUUAUAAUUUCCUCCUAUUAAAGCCUCUUCAUUUACUAGAGUAAUUUUUUUUAAAUUUACAUUUCACGUAAUAAUUUGCAAAGCUAAGAUAGCCCUGCAUUAGGUUGGCCUGGACUGUUAAUGUUGUAGAAUGUUCCCCCUGUGGUGAUGCGGUGUUAAGUUUCAUACAAAUGGAAGGACAACUCUUUAUUCUUAGAUGAUUGCAUUUCCAAAAUAGAAAUGAUAUCAAUGGGCAAUCUGAUUAUUGAAGUCAUAUGUAAGAAUAAAUGAAAACUUACAGCGAUUGGAAGAAAAUAGUAUUUUUUGUUGUUCUGUCGAUUAUUUUUUAUUCACCGCUAUCUGACUGCAGGGAUACCGUUCCUCGAUUUUCACAUAUUCUUAUAAGAUUUCAUAUUUCUUCUUACAAAUAAUUAAGGGGGAAAACGUUUUGGCAUGCCAUUGAAGUUUGAUGGCGCAAUUUAUUGUUUGCCAUACAUGCAUAGUCCCUGCAGGUUUACUGUAUUGCCUGCUGGAGCGCAAAGGAGUGGGCGGUGGUCAGGACGGUAAUUAUUUUUGUCUUUUAUGUAUCCAUUGUUGCCUUUUAAAUAAUUUAUAACCUAAGAUUGAAGAAGCUUUAAAUGCACUUUGCCAAAGAUUUCAGAAGAUUUUAUGGUAUUAUAUUCAACGUCAAUGUGAUGCUUAGAUCUUAUUUAUCCUCCAUUUCGAUGGGUUGUUUUAACUGGAGUAAUUUGAAAUCAAAUUGUAACUGAUGUUAACCCUGUGCCGUAUGUAUGAUAUGAAUCAUUUGUAUUUUUACUGUUAUACUUACCAUCAUUAGUAUCUAUUAGUAUUUAUAUGCAAGGGUGUUACUUUAAUAAACAUAAAAACCUCUCCCCUGACUAAUACUAAGGCAAAUAAAUGCAAAUUCAGUGGUGAAUGGAGAAGAAAGUAUAAAUGACUUUAUGAUUAAUCACCUCAGUGUUUCCCCGAUAAAAGAGGCAAAACUAAGUAAUCCGUUGUAUGGAAUGCUGAUAAAACAUGGUUAAUGUGUGUUUUCUUUGCACGUGUGUUGGAAAAAAAUGAUGGGUAUUUGCGACUAAAAUUAUUCGGGUAUAUAUUUCUUCAAAUCACGCCUUGUGUCAGUGAAUGGUCUUAUAUUGUGUUGCUUCGUUGCUUAUAAACUCUCAAUUCACUGGAUUAGAUUAAUCUGUAUCGUCACCACAUUUUGUUAUGUAAAUACAUUUUUUAUCAACUUCUAAUAUGUCUCGUUAAACAAUAAAAUAUAUAUAUUGUAUUAUUAAAA